Molecule: messenger RNA, 1378 nt
Organism: Saccoglossus kowalevskii
Lineage: Eukaryota; Metazoa; Hemichordata; Enteropneusta; Harrimaniidae
Source: RefSeq, a predicted model, not a curated record
AUGUUGAGUGGAGUUGGUUGUGUGCGAGUCUUCAUAAAUGCAUCGCCAAUUGAGGAUCAUUUUACCCGGGUAACCAUAGCUCUGACUGCCUCUCUGUAUGACAGUGCCGGCCGAUACAGCCAAGCAUACAGUGUCUACAUGGUAGAUACGACAUUUCCAACAGGUUUGAUUUUUAGGGCAGCUAGCAACGCGUACUGAAACCCAAGAUUAAUGUUCUAAACAGUUCGUUACGCGACCUGUCACCAUGAAUUCCAAUUUAUUCUUCUUCGAUCAGACGGGCAUUCGAAAGCGCGCGAAACGACAGAAGAAAACGCCGGAUGAGCUUCCACAAAGUCUACGAUUUGCCCACCUCAACCCUAGGAUCGCCGCUUUUCUUAGACAACAGGAAAGAGCAAGAGCUCGGGCCGGAGAAGGUGAUGAUCAUACACCACGAGAAGGCGACGGUAGUAACCCGACAGCUGAUGGUGCAAAUAUUAUUAACCUACGCGAUUUGAAAGCAGGAAUAGGAAUAGGAAGAGGAGAUGGAUUUUUUCUUCCCGAUAUAAAAGACGGUAGUUUCAGCCUCCCUCUGCUAAGAACAGGUUACUUUGACAAUAAUUCAAACGAUGGCGAAGAAUUUACCCAAAGACACUUAUACCAAGAAGCUAUUUUUGCAGCUCCCAUGCUGCUGAUUCAAUUAGGACGAAUUCUUUAUCUUUUCCGAAACGAGCAUUUGGAUCUUCCACGAGAACUUGUAAAUCUGUUACUGAACAGCUGGAUAGAACUAAUCAGUGAGACUCAAUACACAACAAGAGAGUGGCAAAGUCAGGCUUACCAGGAAAAGGCCAUGAAUAAAAUAGAAGAAGAAGAACGAGAGAAAGAACAGAAAGAUAAAGAAAUCAAAGAAGCUGCAGAGGCUGAGGAGGCAGAAAAAGAGAAAAAAAAGAAAAAGAAAAAAAGAGCAGAUGAUGAUGAUGAGAGUAAAAAGGGGAUGGUGGACACAUCUGAUGGAGCCCCUGCAAUAUUACAGUACCGAAAAGAAAGCAAAGCCCCAUCAGUUGGAAGCACACCACUUAAACCCAAGACACGUCUGGAGAGAUUUAAAUCUAUGCACAGACUUGAAGUUCCUGAAGCACGAAAGAGUGGUCGUAAAGUUGGUGGAAUUGACUUACAGUCCAAUACAACAGAAUCACAUUCAGAAGUAGCAGCGCAGGUAUCCAAUCGAGAACAGCCCAGUUUCCUACAGGUAAUCAAUUUCACAUUGUCAUCACGAUUGGCAGAGGAAAGAGGAUGGAUUAUACAUCCAGAUGAGAAGGAUGAUUUAGAGAGACAAACUAUUAUUGAGUGGGCAAGUCAAAGAUUACAGCUUUGUAUAAAACAGACGUAAGUAACAAUCAAA